AUGGUGGUUUUAGCAGGCUCUAUUUGUACAAGGGGAGGAAAACCUCUUCUUUCAAGACAGUUCAGAGAGCUUUCGAAAGAUCGCGUUACAUCUUUAUUGUCAAACUUUCCAACCCUUUUAUCGAAAUCAACUAAAACGCAGUUCACGAGUGUCGAGGAUGAAUUCGUCAGAUAUGUUUACCAGCCUUUAGAGGAAUUUUACACAAUUACAUCGAUUGUGGGUACAAUUGAUGAGAGAGAGAUUUUUGACAAUUGUUUUGAGAUUAUCAACGCGUUUGAUGAGAUUGUCAAUUUAGGAUACAAAGAAAAUUUGACACUUUCUCAAAUUGUGACAUUCUUGGAGAUGGAAUCUCACGAAGAAAAGAUUCAGGAAAUUAUCGAGAGAAACAAAGAAUUGGAGGCAGCCGAGGAAAGAAAGCGUAAAGCUACUGAGAUAUUUUUGUCCAAGACUGCUGCUGAUAUUCGUAACAAAGAGAUGCUGAGAAAAGCAAAUACUAGCUCUUUUGGAGAUGGUCCAACAUUACUUGGUCAACAGGACUAUCAGCAAGCAAACUAUCCUCGUCAAGCAGCUUUGGUUCCUCAGCAGGAAGAGCCAAAGCCCUUAGGAGGAAGUCAUUUCAGACAGGCAGUUCCGAGACGGGGUGGCUUACAACUUGGUAAGAAAAAGAAGAUUCCAAGCUCUGGAUUUGGUUUAGGGGGUAGCGAGCCAUUAAUUUCAGGUGCAUCAUCCGGUAGACCAUCAACUGAAGUGAGAGGUAUAUCUUCUUCGCCGGCCGUUGAACCGGAGCACAAAAAGAAGGCUGCAGUUCCAAAUAAAGGAAUUUUGGUCAUUGCGAACGAGAAGGUUGGAGCACAGAUUACCAGAGAUGGCACAAUUUCGUCGGCUGACAUUAAAGGUGAUCUUCAGAUUAGAAUAAAUGACAGCAAAUAUUCACAUGCUAAGUUACAAUUAUCUGUGAACGAGUUGGAUGGUACAAAGACUCAAUUUAAAACUCACCCUAACAUUGAUGGACCGGCAUUUAGGGCAUCUCAUGAGAUUAAAAUGAAGAAUUCAGGAAAAGCAUUCCCAAGUAACGACCAGACAUUAGGCGUUCUACGGUGGAAGAGUGUGCCUAAUGCUAAGAAUAGUGACGAGAAUGUUCUGCUUCCUUUAAUGAUUACCACCUGGGUCAACAAUAACAACGAUGGUACGAUUACCCUCACAUUUGAGUACGAGAAGAAUAAAUCAAGCAUUCUUGAGCAGUUGGCGAUAAUAAUACCAACAUCGAAUGCGACAAUUGAUUCAAGUGACAAUGAUAAUGUUACUUUAGAUUACGCAGAUGAGGGUCUUCAUGUUAAUCUUACAGGAAUCGCAGAAAACCCAGAGGGUUCGUUUGCAAUUACAUGUAAGGAUGUAGAUGACGAAGAGGCAUUAUUCCCCAUGGAGGUUAGCUUUGAUAUUACAAAGCAGCUUGACAAUGGGGAAAGAGGGGGACUUGUCGGUGUCAACGAGGUUGAGAAUACGGAAAGUGGAGAGUCUCUGCCUUUUGAUAGUUACUACAAGUUGACAAGCGAAGGAUUUUACAUAAUUUAA
Brettanomyces bruxellensis is the source of this 1572-nucleotide messenger RNA. RefSeq lists its product as uncharacterized. The coding region runs from base 1 to 1572 and encodes 523 amino acids. The record is from RefSeq and is a predicted model, not a curated record. Gene Ontology annotation, cellular component: COPI vesicle coat; cytosol. Lineage: Eukaryota; Fungi; Ascomycota; Pichiomycetes; Pichiales; Pichiaceae. Gene Ontology annotation, biological process: retrograde vesicle-mediated transport, Golgi to endoplasmic reticulum; Golgi localization; endoplasmic reticulum to Golgi vesicle-mediated transport. The transcript is spliced from 2 exons.